UUGAGUUAUUAAAGAUGGCGGCGGAGCGGAGUCGCUCCCCGAUGGACUCGCCGGUCCCGGCCUCUAUGUUCGCCCCCGAGCCCAGCUCCCCGGGGGCGGCCAGGGCCGCGGCGGCUGGUUCUAGUGAGCCCUACAUCAGAGCAGUAUGACAGCCUACUUCGGCAGAUGUGGGAGAGGAUGGACGAGGGAUGCGGAGAGACCAUAUAUGUCAUUGGGCAGGGAUCAGAUGGGACUGAGUAUGGGCUGAGUGAAGCUGACAUGGAGGCCUCCUACGCCACGGUGAAGAGUAUGGCGGAGCAGAUAGAGGCUGACGUCAUCCUCCUGCGGGAACGUCAAGAAGCUGGGGGCCGCGUGCGUGAUUACCUGGUCCGGAAACGAGUAGGAGACGAUGACUUCCUGGAGGUCAGGGUAGCAGUUGUGGGCAACGUGGAUGCCGGUAAAAGCACGCUGCUGGGGGUGCUGACGCACGGAGAGCUGGACAAUGGCCGAGGCUUUGCUCGCCAGAAACUCUUCCGCCACAAACAUGAGAUUGAAUCUGGUCGCACCAGCAGUGUGGGCAAUGACAUUCUGGGCUUCGACAGCGAAGGCAAUGUGGUGAACAAGCCCGACAGCCACGGAGGCAGCCUAGAGUGGACAAAGAUCUGUGAGAAGUCCACAAAGGUUAUUACCUUCAUUGACCUAGCUGGCCAUGAGAAGUACCUGAAGACCACCGUCUUUGGCAUGACUGGCCAUUUGCCUGACUUCUGCAUGCUCAUGGUGGGCAGCAAUGCUGGCAUCGUGGGAAUGACAAAGGAGCACCUGGGCUUGGCAUUGGCACUCAAUGUGCCUGUCUUUGUGGUAGUCACCAAGAUCGACAUGUGCCCUGCCAACAUUCUGCAAGAAACUCUGAAGCUGUUACAGCGCCUGCUGAAGUCACCAGGCUGCCGGAAAAUCCCCGUACUGGUGCAGAGCAAGGACGAUGUGAUUGUCACAGCCUCCAACUUCAGCUCCGAGAGGGUGUGCCCCAUAUUCCAGAUCUCCAACGUUACAGGUGAGAACCUGGACCUGCUGAAGAUGUUCCUCAACCUCCUCUCCCCCCGCACCAGCUACAAGGAGGAAGAGCCUGCUGAGUUUCAGAUCGAUGACACCUACUCUGUCCCAGGUGUGGGAACAGUGGUGUCAGGGACAACACUGAGAGGUCUGAUCAAACUGAAUGACACGCUGCUGCUGGGCCCAGACCCCCUGGGUAACUUCCUGCCCAUUGCUGUCAAGUCAAUCCAUCGCAAGCGCAUGCCUGUCAAGGAGGUGCGGGGGGGCCAGACAGCCUCCUUUGCGCUGAAGAAGAUCAAGCGUUCGUCCAUCCGGAAGGGCAUGGUGAUGGUUUCCCCACGCUUGAAUCCCCAAGCCUCCUGGGAGUUCGAGGCCGAGAUUCUUGUCCUCCACCACCCCACCACAAUUAGCCCACGCUACCAGGCCAUGGUGCAUUGUGGGAGCAUCAGGCAGACAGCCACCAUCCUGAGCAUGGACAAGGACUGUCUGCGUACUGGGGACAAGGCCACCGUCCACUUCCGCUUCAUCAAGACCCCUGAGUACCUGCACAUAGACCAGCGGCUGGUGUUCCGGGAAGGCCGCACCAAGGCUGUGGGCACCAUCACCAAGCUCCUCCAGACCACCAACAACUCUCCAAUGAACUCCAAGCCCCAGCAGAUUAAAAUGCAGUCAACGAAAAAGGGGCCCCUGAACAAACGAGAAGAGGGGGGCCCAUCUGGUGGGUCAGCAGUGGGAGGCCCCGCACCUGGAGACGAAGCUCCUCUUGGGGCUGGGCAGCCAGCAGCGUCCAGUAGUCUCCAGCCACAGCCCAAGCCCAGCAGCGGCGGCCGGCGACGAGGGGGCCAGCGACACAAGGUGAAGUCCCAGGGGGCCUGCGUGACUCCUGCCAGUGGCUGCUGAAUCGUCCCUGCCCUCCCCCACCACCCGAGGGGUCCUCACACUCUGGCCACGCUCCAGCAGGUGGACGGAGCAGCUCUGACCACCCCCCGCCCUCCCCCGGCCGCAGCGGACCCUCAUUGCCCCAGCGUUUCCGGGGGUUGACACAAACCGAGGAAGGGGGACAGGUUUCCAGGGACAGACCAUUCCCCAUCCCCUGCCUUCCUCCUCACUCACACAUUUUUUGUACAUCUGGGCCCUUAGUUUUUAUUCUUUUUAUUAUAUAAUCUCUGUCUCUGUUUAGAGUGUGUGCGUGCAUGCGUGCGUGUGUGUGUGUGUGCGUGCAUGUGUGCGCAGGAGGGCAGCGGGCAAGGCCCUGCCGGUCUCUCUUCUCUCCUCCAUGGCUGCCCGUUUGUCCACCCGUCCACGUGUCUGUCUGUGAGAAUCCUCAGGGCCCUUAGGGCAUGUCAGGAGUUGAAGAAGCCCACCAUCCCUGUGUGGCUAGGCUGGGGGGCUCCUGGGAUUUUGUCUGCUGUUGCCAGGGCAGGGAACCCCAAUCUAGGACUUGGGGACUUUGACAGGGAGAUGCGGUGGCAUCCCCAUCCCUUACCCCCCUCUCUUACCUGUUGAGCCCCCAAACAGAUAAUGCCAAAAGCUCUUCAACUACGGCCCGUACAUGUGCGGAGGGGAGGGCAACUGGAUGGUAGGAGCUUCAGCCCCGACCCUGACCCUGACCCUGACCCCAGCCACUGACCCAAAGACCGCUGGUGGGCUUGCCCUUGGAGACAAUCCUGUUUGCCCGGGCUGGCCCUGGCUCCCCUGGCUCCUGCCGUCAGCCCGGCCUGGAGGUUCGCCUUGCCCGGGAGCUGCCUCCUGCUUGGACUCUGGCUUUCUGUUGGGCCUCGGGGCACUGGGUACUGGACUGGGGUCCGGGCCACUCAGGAUCAUACUUUCCAGCAGCUCCUGUUGGUGGCGUUAGGGGUGGUUCCUCUAAGCCAGGUGGGGGCUGGAGUCCCUCCCUGCCACAGGGGUGCAGCAAAGCUGUUGAGCUCAGCAGGGAGGGCAGGGAAGGAGUGGUGGAAAGGUGCCUCCAGGCCCAGACGGAGAGCUUAGUCCUCUGAGUUGCCUGGGGUGGGAUGGUGCGUGGGCCCCACCCCAGCCUGGACUGAGCUCUGCACUGAAGCCCUUGGUUUAGGUGGGCUGAGGGUGGGCGUGCUCCUUCUCUAGCCGGGGUAGACACCCAGCUGGCUGGGUCCUUCCUCAGCCUCACCUCCUUCCUGUCUCGUCCCCCCACCGCUGCUCCCUCUGCUGGGCCCUCUUCCCCUCUUCCAACUGUUUCUAGUUACCACUGACCUGUGGCCAUGGACUGACCAGACCAGCAUUCAGAAUAAAAGUUUGUUUCAAGUAAA
Molecule: messenger RNA, 3314 nt
Organism: Tupaia belangeri chinensis (Chinese tree shrew)
Lineage: Eukaryota; Metazoa; Chordata; Mammalia; Scandentia; Tupaiidae
Gene: GTPBP1
Product: GTP binding protein 1
Biological process (GO): translational elongation
Molecular function (GO): GTP binding; translation elongation factor activity; GTPase activity
Source: RefSeq, a predicted model, not a curated record